AUGCCGCAAUCUGUUAGAUCACCUAACACCUGGAGAUUUCAUUUGGCGUCCAUAUCUAAACAUGAACACCUACAUGAAGUCAGAGAGGAAGAUGUUGCCGUUUGGACUGCUUGUGUGCCGAUUAUCAGAUUCACCACUGUAAAGAUGCACAACAGUUACCGUGUCAAACUACAAUUUAGAAUGCAUCAAAAUAUCUCAGAUCCCCCUGUUGACCUCAGUAAAUGGCAUCUCAAAAGAGUUAAUGAUCAAUGGGAUUAUCCCGACUAG
Molecule: messenger RNA, 267 nt
Organism: Lathyrus sativus (Indian pea)
Lineage: Eukaryota; Viridiplantae; Streptophyta; Magnoliopsida; Fabales; Fabaceae
Source: the annotation of a GenBank genome assembly